GAUUCACGUGACCUUGACAAUCAUGGUUUAUUGCGUUGUUGCUGCUGCGUCUAAGGCCACGCGGUACAGCUACAAAAAUCCGGUCCUUGAUUGUGGAUACCUUCAGAUUACACCCGAGGAAAAAUACUCUUGGGAGUCGCCUAAUUUUUAUCACUAUCGCACUAUCGAUCCCGAAGAUGUCAGAGAUCCUUCUAUUGGAGUACUGAAAAAGGAAUACUCCAAGAACUACAUCUCAAAGCGGCAGUCAAUGGACUUGAGCGUGCUGUCAGACCGGAUGUCCGUGGACACCGAUUCCAGUGGAUCACUCUCAGAGGACCUAACAUUGACCCACCCUACGGACAACAUCGCAGAAUCAAGCGACUUCGAGCCACGAGCUUUUGAAGAUUCAAAGUUCCCCGAAAUUCAUGAACACGAGCACGAGAAAGUAAUCACCGUGGUGAAGAACGUAGCAGUUCCGUACCCAGUUGAGAAGGAAGUCCACUACCCAGUGAUCAAGAAAGUUCCCUAUCCAGUCCACACUCCAGUGGCCCAGCCGUACCCUGUUGAGAAGGAGGUUCUUUAUCCAGUAAAAGUCGUCAUAAAAAUUCCCACCAAAGUUCCGUACCCCGUUCCGGUCUACAAAGAAGUGCCCUACGCAGUCCAAGUUCCAGUGGAACGGAGAAUUCCCUACAGAACUUAUAUCCCAGAGCCUUACCCAGUUGAGAAAAAGGUUUAUUACGAGAACAAAAUCCCCGUUCCGGAACCUUAUCCAAUCGAAAAAACCAUUCCGGUGCCUAUAAAGAUUCCUAUUGCCGUUCCGCAGCCGAUUCCAGUCGAGAAAACGGUGCCCUAUCCUGUUGAGGUCAAGGUAGACAGGCCUAUUCCCGUUCCUGUUCCCAAACCCUACCCAGUUCCGGUCUAUAAGCACGUUCCUUAUCCGGUCUACAAGCCUAAACCUGUUCCAGUUGAGGUUAAUGUCGAAAGACCAGUUCCUUAUGAGGUUGUUAAGCACGUUCCUUAUCCUGUUGAGGUCAAAGAACCUGAAUUCUACCCAGUUGAAAAGGAAGUUCCCUAUUCGGAGGAAGAACACAAGUCCUAUUCGGUUCCUGCUCCUGAAGAACCGGCUCCUAUUAAAGAAGCUACUGAUGAAGAAGAGAGUCUCUUUGAAAAUAGCUAUAAGGCUGAGGGUUGUUGCCAGGAUAAUUUUAAGCCUAGUGCUGUUGAUAAUUAUGAAACUGAAUACAAAUAUGGCGAAAGGAAUGACAACGAUCAUGAUAAAUUGAUCCAUUCUGAUGAAGUUUUGGAGAAACAGAAGGAAGAUGUUAAGCCUGUUUAUGAAGUUACUAAGGAGCAUCGACAAGAUGGCGGUAGAGACAAAAUGGCUGGCGCAGAUGGCGUUCCAGGCGCCACGGACUCUAAAGAAGUUAUCUCGAAGGAGAAUAAUGAGAAGAUUAAUGAAAUUGAUGGAAAUAAUAAUAAAAAUAGUAAAAAAGUUAAACGGCUUAGGAAAAUAAUUAAGAGAAUCAAAAGUUAUGAUGGCGAAAAUGGAAAAGAGAAAGGAAAUUAG
Messenger RNA from Cotesia congregata, 1546 nucleotides. NCBI's taxonomy places the organism in Eukaryota, Metazoa, Arthropoda, Insecta, Hymenoptera, Braconidae. The record is from the annotation of a GenBank genome assembly.